This is a messenger RNA of Cannabis sativa, 1683 nucleotides long. Its product is annotated as cathecol O-methyltransferase 1-like. Gene Ontology annotation, biological process: methylation. The record is from RefSeq and is a predicted model, not a curated record. Gene Ontology annotation, molecular function: S-adenosylmethionine-dependent methyltransferase activity; protein dimerization activity; O-methyltransferase activity. Bases 160 to 1233 code for a protein of 357 amino acids. NCBI's taxonomy places the organism in Eukaryota, Viridiplantae, Streptophyta, Magnoliopsida, Rosales, Cannabaceae. The transcript is spliced from 5 exons.
GGCAAUCCAAAAAUUGCAAAAAAUAAAAAGAAAAAAUAUUCACAACACUGCCUAUAAGUAUAGAGUGUAUUUUUAUUCAUACUCAAAUAAAGACUCUUACUAAAAUUUACUUUCUACAAGUAAAAAGACCAAAAGGGUUGCCAUAUUAAUCCAAUUCCAAUGUCAAUAAUUGAAAGAAAUAAUGUUGAAGAAGAUGAAAGUUUCUUCUAUGCAAUUGAACUAAGAAGCUCAGUUGUGUUGCCCAUGUCCUUGUUUGCCACAAUUGAGCUCGGUGUUUUCGAAAUACUAGCAAAAGCCGGCGAUGGAGCUAAGCUCUCAUCAUUGGACAUUGCUAGUCAUUUGCCAACCGAAAAUCCUGAUGCACCAAUGAUGUUGGACCGCAUCCUCACGCUUCUAGCUAGCCACUCUGUGCUUGAUUGUGUUGUGGUUGGCGAGGGCUCGAGUAUGCGAAAACUCUAUAGCCUAUCUCCAGUCUCAAAGCAUUUUUUACUUGAAGCACAUGGUGCUUCAUCUCAUGCCAUAAUGAAAUUGGGACUCGAUAAGGUUUUCUUGGAAAGUUGGUUCGAGUUGAAAAACGCAGUUCUGGAAGGAGGGUCAGCGUUCAAAAGGGCUCACGGAAUGAAUGUGUUUGAGUAUGGAAAAUUAGAUCCAAGAUUUGGUGAAGUAUUUAACUCAGUAAUGUACAAUCAAGCCAUAGUUGUUACCAAGAAAUUAAUUGAGUGUUACAAAGGGUUUGAGAAUAAUAUUGAGACAUUAGUAGAUGUUGGUGGAGGCUGUGGAGUCACAAUUAGCUUAAUUGUUUCAAAAUAUCCUCAAAUUAAGGCUAUUAAUUUUGACUUACCUCAUAUCAUCAAAAAUGCCCCUACUUAUCCAGGUGUUGAACAUGUGGAAGGAGAUAUGUUUGAGAAGAUUUCAAAUGGUGAUGCCAUUUUCAUGAAGUGGAUACUUCAUGAUUGGAACGAUGAGGAUUGUGUGAAAAUAUUGAAAAAGUGUUAUGAAGCUACUCCAAGCAAUGGAAAGGUUAUUAAUGUUGAUAUGGUUGUUCCAAUAAUGGCAGAGACUACUCAUGAAGCUAAGAGCAUUUUUCAAUCAGAUUUAGUUAUGUUAAGUCAAAUUCCAGGAGGCAAAGAGAGAAACCAACAUGAAUUUCAGACAAUAGCAAAUGCUGCUGGAUUUAGUACUAUCAACUUUGCAUGUCCUAUUGGAAAUGUUAGGGGUUAUGGAGUUCAUUAAGUAAUUAGUAUACGAGGAGUGUUAAUUAUAAUUUCUUAUUAUAAUCUUUUUCUUAAUUUUUACGUCCGAAAUACAUGCUGAAAUAUUAUUUUUUAAAAUUUUUUGAAAAUUUUCGAAUAGUUUACAGUGUCAAAAAUAUGGUAAAUUAAAAUAUCAGUAUCUCUGUUCUUGAUGCUGCAAACUAUUCGAAAUUUACAGGGAUAAUAUUUUAACUAAAUUGAAUGUUUUUAUAUCAAAAAAAAUUAAAAAAUAUUUUAGCAUGUAUUUUUAGACGCGAAAAUUAAGAAAAAAAUUGUAAAAAGAGGUUGUAAUUAAUUUAUAUAUUCUUAUUCUUUCAAUUAUAGACUAUGAAUUAAUUGAUAUUUCAAUAAUGUUGAUGGCAACAAAUUUGUAUGUUGUGUUUAAAUAUUAUGGUAUUUGAUUUUUUAAUAAUAUAUAUCUUUCAUAAAA